UAUAACAAUGGCCAAGGGCAAGGUUAACUCCGAUUUCUCUGUUUACCUGUCUGACUACGCUAUCAGCCUUUCAACGGAAGCUCGUGAAAGGUAUUGCAGAAAGCUUAAAUAUGACAGUGGUACAAAGACUCUACCAGAUCCGUACAAAAUCAGUGAGAAGUGGUCAACAAAUCCCAACACGUGGCCUGAUCUUACCUUUGGCGACAUCUACCUUUAUUUGAUUGACACCCCGUCGAAUUACACGAAGGAGUCGAUGAAGGCAUACAAAUCGCUUGAUUCAUACAAGUAUGUGGUUAGUGGUCACGUGCAAGUAGUCAUUUCAAAUCCAAUUGAUGAUGACUGUCCUUUUGUUGCAUUAAAGGCCAAGGUGACUCCUUCACAACAUGCAAGAGACAAGCCUCAUGAACCAUGGGUUUACUUGCAGAAAUCCAGUGGUACAGUUUACUGUGCUCAUUGCACAUGUAUGGCAGGGUUGGGUGAAGUGUGCAGUCAUGUUGGAGCACUUCUAUUUAAGAUUGAAAUUGGUGUCAAGAUUGGUGUCACUCAGACAAGCUCGACCAGCAAGGCUUGUCAGUGGAACACCUCUUUUCGAAAGGAAAUUAAACCCGCAACGAUAUCCGAAAUAUUUGAUGACAUCGAGGGUAAGCGAACCAGGGAAAUACAGUCUGUUCAGGCAAAUGGAUCAGCCCCACUACCACCAAAACAUGACCUACAGGACUUGUAUUCCAUAGUUCCUAAUGCUGCUUUUUUCACAUGUGUCACUAUUGCUGAUGUUAAUGACAAUGAUUCUGACAUGCAUCUGAUUGAACAGAACGUCACGACAAAGGAAAAAUACCCGGUGCUAUUGACAACAAUCAGUGACUCAACUAGUGAGGAGAGCAAAAAGACAUUGUUUGAAUAUGUGGUGACAGAGGCUCAAUGUCAUAACCUAGAGAAGGCCACCAGGAACCAGGCAGUUAGCCCUUUGUGGUACCAACAUAGGAUGGGCAGGAUAACUGCAUCCAAGGCACAUGAUGUUCUAGUAAGAAAGGACACCACAUCCCCAGACAACCUGGUUAAGAGAAUCAUGGGAUACUCAACGUAUGAUCUUUCCAAAAAAGACUCCGUGAGAUGGGGUAUAGAAAAUGAAGACGAGUGCAGACUUUUGUACACCAAACACUCUGCUCAUCAACACAUUGAAUUCCACUGUGAGGAGUCGGGAUUUAACAUCAAUCAUAAACACCCAUUUCUCGGAGCCAGUCCUGAUGGAAUUAUUAACUGUCAGUGUUGUGGAAAGGGAACACUGGAAAUCAAGUGCCCAUUCAAACACAGGAACUCUACUGUGCAGACUGCUGCUGCAACUGACAAAGACUUUUGCCUGGAUUCCAGCCUGCACCUGAAAACAACACACAGGUAUUAUACACAAGUCCAAUUUCAAAUGGCUAUUUGUGGUUACACAUAUUGUGAUUUUGUGGUGUACACAAAGUGUAAACCUGCGCCAAGCAUGGUUAUUGUGCGUGUUCCGAUUGACAUUAACUUUUGUAAGAAUGUUGUGGGAAAAUGUGAACUGUUCAUGAAAAAGCAUGUUCAACAGGAACUGAUAACCCGCCAACUGGAAAGCGUGAUUUCACGUGCUACAGCUGAUACUCCUCUCAACAACGAAGACACCUGGUGUUUAUGUUCUGAACCAGAAUACGGGAGGAUGAUCAAGUGUGACAGUAAUGACUGUCCCUACCAGUGGUUCCACUACAAAUGUGUAAAUAUUCGUAGAAAGCCAAGAGGGAAAUGGUUCUGUACAUCAUGUGACAGUUAAAGUUUCAGAACUGUGUGGAGCUUUAAAUCAUAGGCUUGAAUGUGAACUGAAUAUUGAACUCUUAGUAACAAGUUAUUAAAUUGAAAGUGUGAAAUUGAAAUAUAUUAUGCUGCAAAAUAGUUUACCUUGUAGUGAAUACAAGUCUGUCAUCAAUUCUUGAUUCAUAAUGUUCAUUUUGAUAAUACUGUAUCAUGAGUCGGAUCAUAAUUAUAAUGAUUUGUGAAUUAGAAAUACAGUAAUGUUUGGAUACACAUAUGACCAUGUUCAUAUAAUUAUUAGGGAAAAUACAAAUAAAAAUAUA
Pecten maximus is the source of this 2093-nucleotide messenger RNA. RefSeq lists its product as uncharacterized. Lineage: Eukaryota; Metazoa; Mollusca; Bivalvia; Pectinida; Pectinidae. The transcript has 4 exons. Gene Ontology annotation, molecular function: zinc ion binding. The record is from RefSeq and is a predicted model, not a curated record. Bases 8 to 1792 code for a protein of 594 amino acids.